Molecule: messenger RNA, 469 nt
Organism: Lactuca virosa
Lineage: Eukaryota; Viridiplantae; Streptophyta; Magnoliopsida; Asterales; Asteraceae
Source: the annotation of a GenBank genome assembly
AUGGACGUCUCUCACAUUCGGUGCCCCACCGGCCACCACCUCCGAUGUCUUCAAUUAAAUGGCUUACUUAGCAAAUAUUGUUUCCUGGCUAGCAAAGUUGAUUUUGAUAUAUGUUUCAUUGAAUAUUUGACUAAAAAAGGCAAUCAAUCAGGCAUGCGUUUUACCAUCUUCAAGUGGCUAAGAAGAGGUUAUACGGGCCACAAAACGAAGCGUUAGAUAGAGGACCCGAUACACAAAACAGGAAAAAAAAUACCAAUGCUGGUGUCUCAAUUCGAAUGAAAACAUCAAAAAAGAACAACAAUAUGUGGAUGAUGUUAUGGGGUUUAUGAUAAUGAAGACAUAGAAUAAAGUAUAGUUAGUUUGUCUAUUAAACUUCAUGAUGUUCUUAUUGUUUUAUCGGAUUUAUUGUUAAAGUUGGAUGAAGAUGUUGAUUUAGUGUGUUAUGUAGUUUGGAACUAUGGAUUCUGUC